Molecule: messenger RNA, 1833 nt
Organism: Zonotrichia leucophrys gambelii
Lineage: Eukaryota; Metazoa; Chordata; Aves; Passeriformes; Passerellidae
Gene: TMPRSS4
Product: transmembrane serine protease 4
Biological process (GO): proteolysis; acrosome reaction
Cellular component (GO): membrane
Molecular function (GO): serine-type endopeptidase activity; protein binding
Source: RefSeq, a predicted model, not a curated record
AUGGUGCUGCUGAUAGACCGGUGUUGUAUUACAAUACAAACCAGAAUUCCUGUUUCACAACUCCCCUUGUGGGUUUUAAGGAGGGCCGGGGCGGCGCUGCCCCAGUGCGAGCGCGGCGUGGGCAAGGAGCGGGCACGGAGUGGGCACGGAGCGCAGGGCACGGGCCGGAGCACCGCGGGCCGGCUCCAGGGCAGCCGCAGCCUCCGCGGGCCCGCACCGGGCACAGCCGCCGGCAUUCUGCGGGCAAAGGACCCCGCCGGAGCUGCACGGACAUGGUGAGACUCGGCCUCGGAGCGGCUCAACGGCAGAGGUCCCUACACGAGACCCAAAUCCUCCAGGCCAUCAGGCUCCUUCAAGCGUGUUGGGAUCCUCGUCCUGGCCGUGGUGCUCACCCUGGCCUGUCUGGUGGCCAUUGGGUUCCUGGUGAAGAUUUACCUGGACCACCACUACCUGUUCUGCAAGCAGCCCCUGAAGCUGGUGCCACUGAAGCAUGUGUGCGACGGGCAUCUGGACUGUCUGCAGGGCGAGGACGAGGCCAACUGUCCCCAGUGGUUCUCUGAGGGGCCACCAGCCUGGGCCCGCGUGUCCAAGGACAGAUCCAUCCUGCAGGUGCUCCAGAGCCACACGGGCACCUGGUCCUGUGUGUGCCACGACCACUUCACCCCGGCGCUGGCCAGAGCUGCCUGUGAGCAGAUGGGCUACAGCAGCACCCCAACAUUCCAGGGCGUGGAGGUGAGCGCGGGGCAGCCUCUGCCUCCCCGCGAGGUCGUGCUGAGCAAUGGGAGCCUCCAGGUGCUUGAGCCAGGCAGGAAAUGCCUCUCGGGGCUGGUUGUGUCACUCUUUUGCUCCAACUGCGGGCAGAGCGUGCGGACCCCGCGGGUGCUGGGGGGCAGCCCGGCCGCCAUCGAGGCGUGGCCCUGGCAGGUGAGCCUGCAGUACAGGAAGGAGCACAUCUGCGGGGGCAGCAUCAUCGGGCCCGGCUGGGUGCUGACGGCCGCGCACUGCUUCAAGAACAACCCCAUCAUCCAGAGCUGGCGUGUGAAGGCCGGCUCGGACCUGCUGUCGGGCGCUGCCACCAUCGCCGUGGAGAAGGUGUUCCUGGCCGAGGUGACCCCCGCGUCCCCCAAGGACAACGACAUCGCCCUGGUGAAGCUGCGCUCCCCCGUGCACGACUCAGACAGCACCAAGCCCAUCUGCCUGCCCUACUUUGAUGAGGAGCUGGUGCCGGGCACCCCUCUGUGGGUGAUUGGCUGGGGCUACACAGAGGAGCACGGGAAGCUGUCGGAGCGCCUGCAGCAGGCUGAGGUGGAGCUCAUCGACGCGCAGAGCUGUAACCUGGCCGCCUACCACGGCGAUGUCACCGACAGGAUGCUGUGUGCCGGGCUGCCCCAGGGCGGCGUGGACACCUGCCAGGGGGACAGCGGCGGGCCCCUGCUCUACUCGGGAGGGCACUGGCAGGUCGUGGGCAUCGUCAGCUGGGGCCAGGGCUGCGGCACCCCCAGCACUCCUGGAGUCUACACCAGCGUCCGUGCAUACCUGGACUGGAUCUACGCCGUGCGCAGGGUCAGUGCCGUCCUGCAGCUCCCUUCGCUGAGCUGCCCCCAAAGGGACACUUCUGCUGCUUUGCUCUUGUUCUGGCCGCCCUUCCAGAGCCCUCAAUGCCCUCUGUGCCUCUCUCUCCCCGCAGUCAGAGCUCUGAGACCUGCUGGAACAGGUCGCUCCUCGCCCCCAGCCUCCCCUCCCACCCUCUGCCCUGGCUCUGGCAGUAGCAGGGCCACAGAUCUCCAGCCACGGAAGGUGAGCAAGGCUCCCAACGCCUCGUGGCAGCUGUGA